UGUUAUGCAGCCUCUGUCUCUUUAAAAACAGGAGCAUGCAUGUGAGGGGGAGGGGGUGUUGGCUGCAUUGGAACAGUCCUCCUCUAAUGAGCAGAUUUGAGAGACACCAGAGAGAGAGAGAGAGAGAAAGAGAGAGAGAGAGACCCAACCAUAAGGAGAGAAGUGGGGAAUAAGACAACAACCGAAAAGGCAGAUAGUGAUACAUAAAAAUUAAGAGCAUGGCGCAUUAAGAGGAAAAGCAGACAUAAAUCUGGAUUUCUCACUAGAAAGGGAACAAGAAUAAAAGCAUCAGCAUCGCUCAACCACUUAAGGACGUGGAUGAAAAAAGAGAGAGGGAAAGGGAAAAGAGAGGAGGAAAAUAAUCAGAUCACUUGUUUUUUUUUCAUGGUCCGUGUGCGCACUUGCUGUUGGUGAGAGUGUACGUAUGUGUGUGUGCAUAUGGGAAGAGACUGCAUUGCUGUUCACUAGCAGAGGCAUCAGGAGAGAAGCAAGCUGAAUCCCUCUUUUUUUCUUUCUCUCUCUCUCUGUUUCUGUAUUGCACUGUGCGGCAGGAGCAUGUUGGGUGGGUUGGGUACAGACGACAAGCUGAGCCAGCCAGAAGAGAUGGAUCUGUAAAGCUGGAAAUGGUGUCGGAUCUGCCCAGCGGCUGACUGUUAGCUGUGUUACCUGGGGUUUCUAGGUGGAGCCUGGUGGUGCUCAGCUGCCAGGGAGCGCUAAAGAGCGGCUGGGAGAGUGCCGGCGGUGGGGCCCUGUGUGGAGGGAGGGGGAAAGAACCCAAAACCUGGAGAAGGAGGGUUUCUGCAUUUGUGUCAUCAGGGAAGUCACAUGGCUGGCAUAGGCAUUUUCCUAUUUGUGAGCUGCGGCUGUAGGAGAUUGGACUGGGAGUGACAGUGAACCACAGCUCCAGGAUAAUGGUCUGAAGAGGCUCCCGCUGCUCCGGCCUCACAGGAGGGACCUUACACUCUGGGGGCUAUUUUUCUUUUUCUUCUUUAAGUCAACCCAGGGGAUUUGUAUGUGUGUCUUCCUCCCCCUCACACCUCAUCAUCACCAACUCCGACCCCAACUGUGUUUUUUCUUUUUUUGAGAUUUGGGGGAUUUGCCAAAACCUAUUUCAUGCAUGUCCACUGGGGGCAGGUUCAACUUUGAUGAUGGGGGGUCAUACUGUGGCGGGUGGCAGGAAGGCAAAGCCCACGGCCAUGGCAUCUGCACUGGGCCGAAGGGCCAAGGCGAGUACUCAGGGUCCUGGAGCCAUGGUUUUGAGGUGGUGGGGGUGUACACCUGGCCCAGUGGGAACACCUACCAGGGCACCUGGGCGCAGGGCAAGCGCCAUGGGAUUGGGGUUGAGAACAAGGGAAAGUGGGUGUACAAGGGGGAGUGGACAAGUGGAUUUAAGGGACGCUACGGCCUCAGGGAGAGCACCGGCACCAGCGGGAAGUACGAGGGAACCUGGAACAACGGUCUUCAGGACGGAUACGGUACGGAGACCUACUCUGAUGGAGGUACGUACCAGGGCCAGUGGCUGGGGGGGAUGCGACAGGGAUACGGCCUGCGGCAGAGUGUGCCGUACGGCAUGGCAGCCGUCAUCCGCUCUCCGCUGCGUACCUCCAUAAACUCCUUGCGCUCGGAGCACAGUAACGGGAUGGCUCUGCUCCCGGACCGGGCCGGCAUGGCGUGCGUGGGUGGGAUGGGCUCUGCUGGCAGUCCGGCCGUGUCGCGGGGGGGCUUCGUGCUCACGGCACCCAGCGAGGCAGAGCUGCUGAAGGGCAAGAAGAAGGGUCUGUUCCGAGGUCGCUCGAUCCUCAGUGGACUCAAACUGAGGAAAUCCGAGUCCAGGAGCUCUCUAGCCAGCCAGCGCUCCAAGCAGAGCUCGUUCCGCAGCGAGGCGGGCAUGAGCACGGUCAGCUCAGUCAACUCCACCAUCAGCCUGGGAGAAGGCGAGGCCGAACUGGCCGCUGCCGAGGAUGAUGUGGACGCCACGGCAACAGAGACCUACUGCGGUGAGUGGAAGAACGACAAGCGCACAGGCUUUGGCGUGAGCCGGCGCUCGGAUGGCCUGCACUAUGAGGGGGAGUGGGUGGGAAACAAGCGGCACGGGUACGGCUGCACUACCUUCCCUGACGGGACCAAGGAGGAGGGCAAGUACAAGCAGAAUGUCCUGGUGAGCGGCAAGAGAAAGAACCUGAUCCCCCUCAGAGCCAGUAAGAUCAGAGAGAAGGUGGACCGGGCUGUGGACGCGGCAGAGAAGGCUGCAGAUAUCGCCAAGCAGAAGGCUGAGAUCGCCAUGUCCAGGACAGCCCAUGCACGAGGGAAGGCAGAGGCAGCCAUGGGAGCAGCCCAGAAGGCCCAGGAAGAGUGUCGCCUCGCCAGGGUCACGGCCAAAGAGUUCUCCCCCUCCUUCCAGCACCGCAAAAACGGAGUAGAGGUCCAAAGGCCAAAACAUCAGAACUCCAGUGAGAACGACAUUGAGGUGGUCUCCAGUGGCACAGGGCCAGACAGUCCUGAACUCUACAUGAAGGGCACUACACCCCCAAACUUGACCCCUGACCUUAGCCCUGAGGCCAGCCACCCCUCCUCGCCCCCCUGCAGCCCUGCCACCACCAAGCCACACUGCACCAAGAACGCUCGCUUCCUGCGGCAGAGUGCUGUGGACGAUGCUGGGGGUGGUGGCGGUGGGGGAGGGGGCAGUAGUGGGCAGGAGAUCCAGGUGCUGAUGGAGGGGCGCGGAGGGGGGGAGUACCUUAGGGCCAACAGCUGGAGCGAGGACAAGGACAAGCACUCUUAUAAAGGGGGCAGCAGGAGGGGCAGCUGGGGCAGAAGUCGCUCUACCACCCCCUCUGUCCAAGAGGAAGCCAGGGGCAGCGGGCGCACAAAUGGCCACGGCCACAAGCAUGCCUCCUCCAAUCACAAGUCUCGAGAGCAUGGUUCGUCCAAUCACAAGGCCUCCAGGGACCGGUGGUCGGACUGCCCAUCAGCAUCGUGGAGGUCCCAGCGGACGCACAGCGGUGACACACGACUGCUGGAGCAGGAUGAGGAGAAGCUGAGCAACUACGAGAUGGAGAUGAGGCCACUGCAGCCGAUGGACUCCAACUCCCAGAAGCCCUAUGGGCUGGGAGAGGAGGGCCAUGGUCACGAGGGCGAAGCCCACUCCCACACGCUGCAGAGACAGCGGCCUAGUAAGAGCCGGGAGGCCAGGGAGGGCCGAGACAUGGAGGCGGCACGGCCUUCAGGGGCACGGGAGGGUAAAGAGGGCAAGGAGGGACCGGCCCCAGACUCAAUGCAAAAGAUGGACAGUCUGCGCAAGGAGGACAAGCUGGAGGCUAGGCCUCUGCGCAGGGAUCUCACCCUCUCCCCCCCACAGAAAUCCUCACCCAUUGCACUAGAACACGACGAUGACAAGAAACUGACCCAGCUCAAAGCAAACUCGAGCUCCAGCUCAAUUCUGGUCGUCAUGGUGAUUUUGCUCAACAUUGGAGUCGCAAUUUUGUUUAUCCACUUUUUUAUUUAAACAUGUAUUGCCUAUUGAUUCCUUUUAUGAUUAUACAUUAUUAUGAGUACUAUCAUGACUAUCAGUAACCAGACCUUGACCAUUUGACACUUCUGUAAAGAAUAUAGUAAGAGGAUAAACAAUAUGGGGAUACAGAUGGUUCCCAAUGCCCAGAUUUCAGAGAAGCAGUUAUCUGCAAAACAUCUGCAAAACAUUUUGGAUUUCUCUCCCUGAAAUUACCUGUUCUUCUUCUUAAAUCAUCGUUUAAAAACGUAUAAUUAAAAUGAUUAAUUUUAUUUAUCACAUAUGACAUGUUAAUAUAUAUUAUUUUGUAUUCCUUAAUUGCCUUUUCUCUCUGUUGAUAUUGCUGAUGUUCUUUUGAUUGAGUUUGUUUCUGGAGGUAGACUCAGAUGAGUGGUGGCACUGCCUGUAUGAUGGUGUAGUGGGUCAAAUGAGGCAGAAGAUAAUGUAUCUACUCUGGUUCUGACUGUGUCCACCUGACCUGGGUUCAAAUACUAUUUAAUAAUAUAUUUAAAUACUGUAUCUGUGCUUGAUUGAGCUUACCUGUUGCAGUGGAAACAAUAGAAAAGUCCCAAAAGUGCAAAACAAUGCCUACCUGACAGUUGAGGCAGGCUAAAGCAAAUGCUGAAAGUAUUUGAAAGAUUUCAAGUAGUAUUUGAACACAGGUGUUGUCCACCCAGUAAUACAAGGUUCAAAGGGAUGGGAAACGGCCCCCUGUCCCCUGUCCUACCCAGUGCCCUCCGAACCCUCCCCAUCCUCUACCCCUGCACAUAUCACCCUUCUGGCACGUUGUUCCCCUUCACGAUUAUAAGUUCAGCCUCUCACCACCCAUCCUUCCCCUUCCCGGUAGUCCACUCAUGACAUCACUCCAUAUCUUGUUACCCUCUUUUCCUUGUUUCAUGUAAGUCUCCUUUCAUUUUAUACCCCACCAUGCUCCCCAAAUCCUAACAACCAACCAUUUUCACCAAGACUUCAUUUUGUUUCCUUCUUUCAUGAAAAUAUGAUUAAAUAAAAAUAGGGCUGCAAAAAAACUUUUGCAACUACAGAAUCUGGUCAGCAACAGGACAUGUUUACAAUCUGAAAAACCAGGAUGACCAAUACAAAUUUGCCUCUAACAACUAUAACACUAUACCUAUCUAUGUUAGCAAACCGUUUGUAAAUUUAGCAACGUGGGUUACCAAGAUUGAAACAUGCACGAGGAUCUACUCUUUAUCAACUCUAAUCCGUCCGCAACCGGAGUAGGAAUAGUUCUGUCUGAAAGGACUUCAUCCAGGUCUCUAAUGUAAAAGAUUCUCUCUAUAGUCGACAACAAAAGUCUCUAAUGUAAAAGAUUCUCUCUAUAGUCGACAACAAAAGUCUUUAAUGUAAAAGAUUCUCUCUAUAGUCGACAACAAAAGUCUUUAAUGUAAAAGAUUCUCUCUGUAGUCUACAACAAAAGUCUCUAAUGUAAAAGAUUCUCUCUGUAGUCUACAACAAAAGUCUCUAAUGUAAAAGAUUCUCUCUGUAGUCUACAACAAAAGUCUCUAAUGUAAAAGAUUCUCUCUGUAGUCUACAACAAAAGUCUCUAAUGUAAAAGAUUCUCUCUGUAGUCUACAACAAAAGUCUCUGAUGUAAAAGAUUCUCUCUGUAGUCUACAACAAAAGUCUCUAAUGUUAAAGAUUCUCUCUGUAGUCUACAACAAAAGUCUCUAAUGUAAAAGAUUCUCUUUGUAGUCUACAACAAAAGUCUCUAAUGUUAAAGAUUCUCUCUGUAGUCUACAACAAAAGGAAAUCAUGAUCUAAAGGAAAGAACUCUCAAACACACACACACUGUACAAUUCCAUGUACACAACAGGUACAAUGCUCAUGCACGUCUGUCCAGUGGAGUUAUUAUACGCUAGAUUUGUAUAAAAUAUUAACAUUCCAACCAACUUCAUCAGUAUCUCUCUGGUCUUUAAUGUACAGGUUGAACUUCAUAUGAGGACUGUAGGGCAUGACAUUCUGUCAGUUGUCAUCUAACUGCCCCUUUGGCCCCAACAGAGUCUCUCUCUCUCUCUCUCUCUCUCUCUCUCUUUCUCAUUACAGUAUAAUGACUAAAGGUUUCUUCCCAAACCUCACCCCACACACCUGGUCUGGAGCCACUGGCUCGCCGUACAGUAAGAGACGGGUGUGCCCAAGUACAAGUUCAGAGACUGUUACGUUUCAAACUGCUGCUUUCAAAACAACGAUUUCCCAAGACAGAAAAAAAUCAUCAACAUUUUUAGCUAUUUGCAAGACGUCUGAAAAAACGCCAACUGCCUUGUUUUAUAAAGUUUAUAAAGAAAAAAAAUAUAUUCUAAAAUGCAUGGUCAAGUAUGUUUUAGAUUUGUAUACAUUUUUUUUGAAAAAAAAAUAUAAAAAAAAUAAAAACAUUUUAAAAUGUCAUCCCAAUGAGGAAAGGUUGUCUUUUACUGGCUUUGCCAAUUUCCUCUUAGUUGUGAGCAAGCAGAACCUUUCCAGGUGUUGUCCAGUACUGUUCUGAGAAGCAGAAUCUUCCAUAGGAUAGCCUGGGCUGGAGCUAUAGUACGGUACAGUAAAGGAAUCAGACAGUCUACUGCAUCCCACUGCUUCUCCAUGACAAAGCCCACAUCUUAGACGGAACUAAACAACAGAGAAAAAAAAACAGACAAACUAAGAGAGAAAUGUUUUGUGUAUUUUUUAUAGCUGGCUAACUAACUCAAACACUCUGAGACAUUUAUAGCAUGUCUGUAAUGGGCUAGUACUCCCUCCUGAUUGUCUUGGUCCUCCAGUCAGUAAUCAUUCACAAUCUACAGUAUGUGUGCUCUCUUCUCUUCCUCCCAUACCUCUCCGUUUCUCUAUCCAGCAAAGUCAAACAGAGCUGCCGAUGUGAAGGAAUGAAAGCUGGGGCCAAAUGCUUGGAGUUAUAUUUUUCAAGAACGUUUGCGCCAGUGGAGGCUGCUGAGGGGAGGACGGCUCAUAUUGAUGGCUGUAUCGGAGUAAAUGGAGUUGCAUCAAACACAUGGAAACCAUGUGUUUGAUGUAUUUUAUGCCAUUCCACUAAUUCCGCUCCAGCCAUUACCACAAGCCCAUCCUCCCCAAUUAAGGUGCCACCAACCUCCUGUGGUUUGCUCCCCCAGUCUUGACUUACUGAGGUACUGUUGGAAACUGGACUGAUACUGUAAGAUGGUUAAGGGAUAUUAUGGGAAAUGGUUCACUGAUUCAAAGAAUAACUAUGAAUAUUGGUCCAGCGGGUCUUGAUGCUGAGAGGUGCAGAGGUGAUGUCCCUGUUCCUGUGGUUUUUCUACCAUUCCGACUGGAAGUACCCAUCACCUUGAGAGCCCAUCGCAUGCCCAAGCAUGCCCAGUUCUUUUUCUCUCUCCUCUCCUCUUUUAUUUAUUAACUUUUUGGGGGUCUGUUUGUUUUUGAGUUAUGUGGAGAAAAUAAUGAAAGUGUUUGAAAGAAAA
Molecule: messenger RNA, 6947 nt
Organism: Oncorhynchus mykiss (rainbow trout)
Lineage: Eukaryota; Metazoa; Chordata; Actinopteri; Salmoniformes; Salmonidae
Product: junctophilin-3
Biological process (GO): regulation of synaptic plasticity
Cellular component (GO): junctional membrane complex; plasma membrane; endoplasmic reticulum membrane
Source: RefSeq, a predicted model, not a curated record